Molecule: messenger RNA, 1914 nt
Organism: Exophiala spinifera
Lineage: Eukaryota; Fungi; Ascomycota; Eurotiomycetes; Chaetothyriales; Herpotrichiellaceae
Exons: 4
Coding region: 1-1914 (637 amino acids)
Biological process (GO): attachment of mitotic spindle microtubules to kinetochore; spindle attachment to meiosis I kinetochore; kinetochore assembly
Cellular component (GO): kinetochore
Molecular function (GO): centromeric DNA binding
Source: RefSeq, a predicted model, not a curated record
AUGGCUCCGCGAGCACCAGUCCGUCGCACGCGCGAUGAUGUUGAUUACUCUGCGGUGGGCAAGUUGGGAAGGCGAACCGGUGUCACGUUGGAGCAAAGACCCAUCGACGAGAACGGAAUGGAGGAAAUAACGGGCAUUUUCUCAUCCCCACGCAAGCCCUCUCCGCUGAAGAACAUGGUGGUCAUGGAAAGUGUGGAUGAAGCAGGAUCCAGCCUGACUCCCAGACAAACGCUGUCGGUGUCGCGAAGAUCAACUCGAAAUACACCGCUACGACCGCCUGCGUCGUCUUCGCCACGGAAAUCGGGGAUCAGUGGUACUGCUCGAAGAAGCAAUGGAGUGGACAUUUUCUCCUCGAGGAAUAGCCAACGGUUUGACCACGGGGAAGACCUGGAGAACACACCCAAUAUUGCCAAUAUUCGACAGCUGCAACGACUAAGCGUCACCCCCAGCCCAGAAAAGUCGCCAUUACGAGAUAUUACGAUGCACAGCGCACACUCAAAUGGAAGGUCUAGGCUUAGCAUGGUCCAGAUAGAGAGGGAAUCGAGCGAGGCUCAUGAGAGUGUGCCGUCGAUCGAGGAUGAACCGUCAGUCAUAUAUCCACAACAUGACGAAGAGACAACACCAGCAGUCGAGCACUACGAGCCGGCUCCUGCUAACGAGCAGGAAGUGGCAUCUUGGGAGGAUGAGAGGGAAGCGAUAGAAGAUCCUGGGAGCCCGGUACAAGAUCUAGGUGUUGAAGUGGCCGACAGAACGGCGGAAUCUGAGGUCUUGGCCCCGCCACUGGUGCAUAACCAAGCCAAUUCACGAAGAAAGCGAAAGUCGGACGCAACUGAACACGACGAGGAAGCUGCGGUCUCGCCUGUAGCUCGAAAGGUUCGAAAGACGAAGGACAAGCAGCCAACUUCAGUCACAGAAGUCUCCCAAGAGCCGACAGCCAAGCCAAUACAAUCCUCAAAAUCCAAAGGUAAACAGCCUUUGAGAAAGAAGGACGCCAAUAUCCCAAUGUCGUCUCGACAAGAGCAGGAACUUGACGACAUUAUCGAAAAAGUGAAAGCAAGGCCUGGCCCACCAAGAUCAUUAUACAUAUUGCGUCGCGAAACACCGGCGGAUGACGGCAUCACCCACACAAGAAGCGGGCGUGUCAGUAUCAAGCCUUUGGCAUAUUGGCGCAAUGAGAGGUGUGUCUAUGGAGGUAGCCCUAAAAGUGGUCUCGCAGAUGGUGCUCGCUUUCCCUUGAACAGUAUCAAAGAAAUCGUGCGAACGGAGAUUGUCGAGAGUGAGAUCGCGACAAAGAAAUCGAAGAAGGGCAGGAGAGCAAAGGGUACAAGCAAAAUCAAAGCACGAACAGCCUCAGCCGAUGCUUCAGACUCUUCAGAUUCUGACGAGGCCAUGGAUCUCGACGAGGGGCCGAAAGAUGACCCCUAUGCGGAGCCGUGGGAGACAGAGUCCGGUACCCUACGCGGGAAUGUUUCGUUGUGGGACAAUCAAGAAGAGGCGCCGAUGGAGGAGGAGGAGGAGAUUGAGAUUGCCCACGCUCCCGCAGCUAUCAAGACACGAGAAGUAAAGGCCUCAAGUCUCAACGAAGGUCCAACUUUCCGUUACGCCAAACUACUGAGCACGAAUUUCUUUGGAUCAGGCCUAGUCGAUUUGCCACCUCGCGGGAUCAAGAGACCUAAAAAUAGCCGGAAGAUGCAUAUGAGCUUCUACGUCAUCAAGGGUCGUGUAACUGUCAGUGUCGGCCCCAUUGACGGUGAGGAAACCGGGAGUAUGAAUCGAUUUAGCAUCGGAAAGGGUGGCUUUUGGCAGGUCCCGAGAGGAAAUCAAUACUCGAUAGAAAACGAACUGGAAAAGCCAGCUCGCAUAUUCUUCAGCCAAGGAUGCGAGGUUGUUCCUGUCAACGAAGAUGGCGAAUAA